AAAAAAUUCACGCGUGAAAGCAAGAAGAAGAGACAGUAGAGUCUAGAGACUACUAAAGUGUUUGGUUUACUCAUUCCCUCUCCUUUUCAAGUGACAGAGCCAGACACUCACUACCUCUGUGUUUUUUUUAAUGGUCGGUGAAGAAACCGUGAUUUGCUCAAAUCACCAAAAUAAUACUCUCUUCAAUCUCCAUCUUCCCGUUAUCUCCGCCACGUGUUUCUCUCUUUUUGUCUCCUUUCUUCUUCUCCCUAAUCUUAAUCUCAGAAACCAACAACAUCAGUAGUCAGUACCCCCACACACACAGAGAGACCCUUUUUCGAUUCUCCACUUUCUCAUAAAGGAACGAUUUUUCGAGAUGUGGGUCAGUGUUGAUUUCUCUCCUCUUGGCUUAUGAGUUUCGAAUUCGAAUCUCAAACUAAAAAGCUUUUUGAAACAAGCAACAAAUGUUACUGACACCUAAGAUGUUUAGUUCUUGGCUUCGACAAGAUGUGAAGAAGAUCCUCAAACGCAAAGACAGUGAUGCUGGUGAACGAGGAAAAGCAUUGGAGGACUUGAGAGCAUCGUUAUUCAACAGAUUCCGUUCACCGGAAACUCCAAAGAGACAGCAACAACAACAACAUCGUAUCUGUGGCCCAACUGUUGCUCUUACUUUCAAUUUCGUUGUUGCUAUUAGCAUUAUCUUCAUGAACAAAUGGGUUCUUAAAAAUAUAGGCUUUGAGUUUCCAGUGUUCCUCACAUUCAUUCACUACAUUGUAGCUUAUCUACUAAUGGCUCUUCUCAAAUCCUUUUCGCUCCUUCCUGCUUCACCGCCUUCCACGAAAUCAUCGUUGCUUCCGCUCUAUACUCUUGGCAUUGUAAUGUCACUCUCUACAGGACUAGCUAAUGUUAGCCUUAAGUAUAACAGUGUUGGAUUCUACCAGAUGGCGAAAAUUGCUGUUACGCCUUCUAUCGUGUUUGCAGAGUUCUUGUGGUAUAGAAAGAGAGUUUCUUUCAUGAAGGUGGUAUCACUUACAGUUGUAUCUGUGGGAGUUGCGGUUGCGACUGUAACAGAUUUACAGUUUAGUCUGUUUGGUGCUUGUGUAGCAUUCGCAUGGAUCAUACCAAGCGCAACUAACAAAAUCUUGUGGUCUAAUAUGCAGCAACGAGAAAACUGGACUGCUUUGGCGUUGAUGUGGAAAACGACGCCAAUCACUCUGUUGUUUCUUGUAUCGAUGAUUCCGUUCUUGGAUCCGCCCGGUGCUCUAUCGUUCAAUUGGAGCUUAACCAACACAUCUGCCAUUCUUGUUUCUGCUCUUCUCGGAUUCUUUCUUCAAUGGUCAGGAGCCUUAGCUCUAGGGUGAGUAAAAGUUUCUUAUACAUUAGUGUUGUCGUUACAUUUUGGAUUUAAAGGUUGCGUAGCUGAGUGGUUCCUUAAGUCCAAAUUUUGCUCCAUAUAUUGCAGAGCAACUUCUGCAAUUACGCAUGUGGUGCUAGGACAGUUCAAGACUUGUGUCCUCCUCCUUGGAAACUACUACAUUUUCGGGUCGAAUAGUGGUUUCAUUAGCGUUGGCGGUGCGUUUGUGGCGAUUAUGGGAACUUCGUUAUAUACAUACCUUAACACGAGAGGUCAAUCUCUUAAAACUUCGUCUUCUUCUUCUGCUCUCUCGGAGAAGAAGUCAAGAUUCAGUGAUCUUAAGGAUGAUGACAAGAAUCUUGAACCUUACGGCUCCGAAGCUGUCUAGUCUAGGCUAACUUUUGUAUUAUAUAGUUUUGAUUAUUCCACAUUACAUUAGAUUCUAAUUCCAACUUUUUGUUUUUGUCGAUGAUUCUUGUUUCCAUUUUUCUAAUUUCAUCUCUGAAAAUAAACAACUUUUCUUUUGACAACAACUCUUUCAAUUCAUUUUUUUGUUUUUGUUUUCUUUUGUCUUGUCAUCAAAUGUUCUUGUAUCUUUUAUUUUCUGUCAAUUUUGGGAGGUGUAUAUGUGCUGAAUAUCUUGAAAUUUAAUG
Arabidopsis thaliana (thale cress) is the source of this 1986-nucleotide messenger RNA. RefSeq names its product Nucleotide/sugar transporter family protein. The transcript has 6 exons. Lineage: Eukaryota; Viridiplantae; Streptophyta; Magnoliopsida; Brassicales; Brassicaceae. The record is from RefSeq and is marked reviewed. Gene Ontology annotation, cellular component: membrane. Gene Ontology annotation, biological process: UDP-xylose transmembrane transport. Bases 444 to 1340 code for a protein of 298 amino acids.